GUGUGAUGCAGCCCCCUCAGCCUCAUCAGUCAGUCUAUCAACAGCCAAGCAGCAUGGAGAUAACAACACUGUGUGCUAUUGUUGCUGCUCUGAAAAUCAUCCCCAGCAGAACUCAGUUCUUUCAAUAUGAGUCUGUCUCUCUGAGCUGUGGGGAGCAUGGAGACUCCUCCAAAUGGACAGUUAAGAGGAACACAUCCCUACACUUAAACGCAGAGUGCUGGGUAAAAACAAAUGAGUCCCACUGCGUCAUUGAUGGCAUGUACCUGUCUGACAGUGGAGUGUACUGGUGUGAGUCAGGAGCAGGAGAGUGCCACGAUGCUGUCAACAUCACUGUGACUGCUAGCUCUGUGAUCCUGGAGAGUCCAGUCCUUCCUGUGCAGGAGGGAGAAGAUGUGACUCUGCACAAAUAUGGUAAAAUCAUCAUCCAACCUCACAGCUGAAUUUUAUAGAGAUGGUCUCCACAUCGGGAGCAGCUCUACAGGUCACAUGACCAUCCACAGUGUUUCCAAAUCUGAUGAAGGUCUCUACAAGUGCUACAUCUCCGGGGCUGGAGAAUCACCAGACAGCUGGCUGGCUGUCAGAGAUGAAUUCGAUCCUGAUGUGUCAUACACUGACGUCACCAUCACCGAGGUGCAGCAACCAAAGAGGUACAAAGAGAUGUAUACUACAUCAGCUGUCUACUCAUCAGUCAAACCAGGAGCCACCUGUCAGAAACAGCAGAACCAAUGUUGAAAUCUAUUUUCUAUUUCUGAAUCUUUAAGGAUUUUAUGUAUGUAUUAAACUGAAGAAAUGUUCCAUGUCUUUUUAUAGAAAAUACAGUGAAUUAAUAGUUUAUUGAUACUUGUUGUCCGCUUUGUGUCUCACCUGCACAAGUUUUGUUUUGUAUUCUCAAUUUCUAACAUUUGCACUAAUAAACUAAACCUCAUCCACUUCACCAACAGGUGAAUAAGGUGUUGUAGUUGAACAAAUAUGCACACUGGGAAACUUAGCCAAAAAUUUACAUAAAUACAAAUGCACACGUUUUAAACCUGAGAGUAGACAAUGACAAAAGACAAAAGAGUAGACAACAGAGAGCUCAGUGUCAGCUGUGGUAUCACUCAGC
Thunnus maccoyii (southern bluefin tuna) is the source of this 1102-nucleotide messenger RNA. Its product is annotated as low affinity immunoglobulin gamma Fc region receptor II-b-like. Lineage: Eukaryota; Metazoa; Chordata; Actinopteri; Scombriformes; Scombridae. Gene Ontology annotation, biological process: cell surface receptor signaling pathway. Gene Ontology annotation, molecular function: transmembrane signaling receptor activity. The record is from RefSeq and is a predicted model, not a curated record. Bases 409 to 732 code for a protein of 107 amino acids. The transcript has 5 exons.